Molecule: messenger RNA, 2867 nt
Organism: Marchantia polymorpha subsp. ruderalis
Lineage: Eukaryota; Viridiplantae; Streptophyta; Marchantiopsida; Marchantiales; Marchantiaceae
Source: the annotation of a GenBank genome assembly
UCCUUCCUCCCUGUCUCCCAGUCUCUCAGUCUCUCAGCGUCUCAGUCCAGCACCUCGCUCGCUCUUUCACCUUCCUCCGCGCUUUCCUCCCUUCCAUAGUCGCGUCUAGUCCACCUCCCCUCCCCUCACCUCACCUGCGAGGCAGUGUCGAGUGAGCGAUUGAUCUCGAACAAGCAAACGUGUUGUAGAUGCUUCGAGCUGAUCUAGCCCAGGAUUACGACUCUGUCCAUAUCGGCGUCUGCGUAGUUGCUCAGUCUGUCGAAGCGGAGAAGACCUCUGCGGUAUUGGACGUGUGUUGACCGUGACAUUUGUGUGUCUUCCGGUGUACAUAACUUGCGCAGGACGGUUGUCAUCGUCGUGUGAUUUCUCGUUCGUUCUGUUGUUACCAAUUGCAUAUAUUUGAGGACAGCCUUCGUACGCAUGCAUUCAUUUGUGUGCUUGAGUUUUCCGAAGUUUCUGUACAAAGUGGCGAACCCCUAGUACAAGUGUUCGUUUCGUGUUCAGACAUCCGAUUGUGUACAUUCUACAUCUGCAUCGUCCCGAGUUGAGAGGUAUUGGGAUCAGCGGUUUCGUUAUCGUCGGCGUCUAGCGAAUUGUAACUCAUUAUGGCGGCAGUGUAUUGGCUGGUCGGUCCGAGCACUUUUCUGGGAUCGAGCAGAAGUGUCGUGGCUCCGGAGUCUUCAGCGGUAGAAAUUCCUUCCAGCAGCAACGUUGUCGAUGGACCAGUGCGAGUUAGAUGUGUUAUUCAGGGUUCGAGUUUGGGUUCAGGGCCCGGGCAAAGCACGCAAAGAUCAUCAAAGGACUUCGACACGUGCCUCACGGCCUCUUCCUUCCCCAGCACCUCUCUCUCUACUUCGCCGCCCAGCUCUUCACCGUCCGCCGACGAGUGGUGGAGGUCUCAGGGUUCCCGUGGCAGCCAUCCCGACGCACUCGACAUGCGCAUGUUUGGAAUAGCCACGGAAGGACAGAGUAAGGUUGCUGAUUGGGAAUUAGGUUCAACUCCUUGGUUGGAACAUCACUUGGAAGAGACCUCAACUAGCAGAGGAACGUCCGGUGGAGUCCCCGUUUUCGUGAUGUUGCCCUUGGACAGUGUGAACAUGAACAACACUGUUAACAGGAAGCGAGCCAUGAACGCUGGUCUCCUUGCGCUGAAGAGCGCUGGCGUGGAAGGAAUUAUGAUGGACGUGUGGUGGGGAAUAGUGGAGAAGGAUGGCCCAAUGAAGUACAAUUGGUCUGGUUACAUAGAGUUGAUUAAUAUGGCCAGGAAGCAUGGCUUGAAGGUGCAGUGCGUAAUGUCGUUUCACCAAUGUGGUGGAAAUGUCGGGGACAGCUGCAAUAUUCCGCUUCCUCCAUGGGUCGUUGAGGAAAUCAAGAGCAACAACGACCUAGUGUACACCGACAAGUAUGGAAACCGGAAUUACGAGUAUCUCUCGUUGGGAUGUGAUAGUCUUCCUGUCCUGAAAGGAAGGACUCCAGUACAAGUUUACAGCGAUUUCAUGAGGAGCUUCCGAGAUACUUUCAAGGACUUGCUCGGAGAUACCGUUAUUGAAAUCCAAGUGGGAAUGGGACCGGCAGGAGAACUUCGUUACCCCGGAUAUCCUGAGCAAAACGGUCGAUGGAGGUUUCCCGGUAUCGGGGAGUUUCAGUGCUACGACAAGUAUAUGAUUGCCAGCUUGAAGAGCGCAGCAGAGGCGAUUGGAAAGCCUGCAUGGGGUCAUGGUGGACCAAGUGAUGCUGGUGAUUACAACAGAUGGCCGGAUGAAACGGCCUUCUUUUCACGCGAUGGAGGCUGGAAAAGUGCCUACGGCGAGUUUUUCCUGGAUUGGUAUUCGAAAAUGCUGAUCAAUCACGGAGAGAAAAUUCUGUCAGCGGCAGCUGGGAUUUUCCGAGGUACUGGUGCAGUUCUUUCCGGCAAAGUUGCUGGUAUCCACUGGCAUUAUGGAACUAGAUCGCACGCCGCCGAACUUACUGCAGGGUACUACAACACUCGUUAUCGCGACGGAUAUGCGCCGAUUGCACGUAUGUUUGGCCGGCAUGGAGUGACAUUAAACUUCACGUGCAUCGAGAUGAAGGAUGAAGAGCAGCCUCCUCAAGCAGCUUGCAGCCCUGAAAGUCUGUUGAGGCAGGUGACAGUGGCGUCUCGGACAGCCGGCGUCCGUCUGGCGGGAGAGAAUGCUCUGCCACGCUUCGAUCAAACCGCUUACAACCAAGUUGUGAAGAAAUCUCGCUUGCAAUUCAACCUGCAUGGCGACUCUCAGGAAGAGCAGGAGCCAAUGUGUGCUUUCACCUAUCUGCGCAUGUCUGAGAGUCUGUUCCAAGCAGACAACUGGAGACUGUUCGUUCCAUUUGUCAGACAUAUGCAGGAAGGAAGAACCUUCCAGCCUUGGGAGCAAGGUCAUCAAGAUUCUGAGUCUCAUGUCCACGCUACGAGACCUCUGGUUCAGGAAGCAGCACAGGCCCUUAUGUACCAUUAGAUUGAGUAGAGGAACAGGAAUGUGGCAUCGAUAGCCACUGACAAGUGCGAUAAAUAGUUUUGUGUAUGUUCCUGCCUGCAUCAAUGAUUGAGAUGUUGGUAAUGUCCCCUCUGCUGUAGUUUCCACCCAUUUACAUGUUACUAGUACAUAAUAGAUCAAUGUUAGAUAUGAGAACAUUGUAUAGAGAAAUUAGCCGAAAUGGCAAUCACAAGGGGAAGUUACAAAAGCAAACAUCGCUUGGGUGGGCGAUGUCUUACUGUAGAUUAAUUUUGAUGAGCACAUUUGUCCUACGUAUGUACAGGUACUUGUAGAAUUAACUCAUUUCGUGAAGAUGACGUUAUUCAUCAUAUAUCUUAGCAACAAUUCAGUCUAUUGAAUUGAAAUAUACCCAUU